Messenger RNA from Rotaria socialis, 942 nucleotides. Lineage: Eukaryota; Metazoa; Rotifera; Eurotatoria; Philodinida; Philodinidae. The record is from the annotation of a GenBank genome assembly.
AUGACAACUAACGGUAGUCAUAAUAAUGAACCUAGACCACGUUUAUGUCAUCUUCGACGAUGGCCAAAUUUUGUUGGCUAUGGUUUUAAUUUACAUUGUGAAAAAUCUCGUCCAGGUCAAUAUAUUGGCAAAGUUGAUCCUGACUCACCAGCUGAAUCAGCUGGCUUACGUGAAUAUGAUCGUAUAAUUGAAGUCAAUUUUGUUCCUAUUGGAAAUGAAAAUCAUAAACAAGUUGUAUCACGAAUAAAAGAAGGUGUUACAAGAAAUGGAACAAAAUAUGCUGAUGAAGUUAUUUUACUUGUACUUGAUCCUGAUGCUGAUGUCUAUUUUAAGAAUAAAUCUGUUAUUGUUCGAAGUUCAGAUCCAAAUGUUUUAAAACUUGAAGCUGAAAAUAGAGAUGGACUAGCAGAAAAUGGAAAUCAGUCACCUCAUUCAUCUAAUAAAAGUAUUGGUAAGACAGAUUCACCUAUCAUUCAAGAAACAUCACCAAGAACAAUACACAAUGAACCCAAUCGAGAGUAUAAACAUGUCACUGAUUUUACCGGUCCGACAGUUACACAUACAACUAAGACUGACAGUUCACCGGCAACAUCAAGAGCGUCCGAUCAAGAUUAUGAUCAUACCCACGAUCAUGAAAAUUAUUUUCAACCCUCUUCACCUUCUCUAGACAAAGAAAAACAUAAAGAUUUUAUUCCCGCUGCUGAUUCAUCACCGAAAUCUCUCACGAAAAAUGAUUAUCACGUAAAACCUGUGGACAGUGAUGGUUCUCAAACUAGUCCACCUCAAUCAUCGUCAGCUAAUGGGCAAGGAACACCACUUGAACUUAAAAUGUCAGCUGCUGAAUUUCGAGAGCAGUUAAAAGCGAAAAAUGCUCGUAAGCGUGACCCACGUCAAGAUCAAAUGUCUAUGAAACAAAAACAUGACUUAAUUGAUCGCUUGUAA